UGUUUCAAUUGUGCAACGACAAAUACACCUUUAUGGAGAAGAAAUCCAGAAGGAAAGCCCCUUUGUAAUGCAUGCGGCCUUUUCUUUAAACUUCAUGGCAAAGUGCGACCACUGAGUUUGAAGACUGAUGUAAUAAAGAAACGAAACAGA
This is a messenger RNA of Mycotypha africana, 150 nucleotides long. RefSeq lists its product as uncharacterized. Lineage: Eukaryota; Fungi; Mucoromycota; Mucoromycetes; Mucorales; Mycotyphaceae. The record is from RefSeq and is a predicted model, not a curated record. Gene Ontology annotation, biological process: positive regulation of transcription by RNA polymerase II; negative regulation of transcription by RNA polymerase II. The transcript has a single exon. The annotation marks the transcript as partial. Gene Ontology annotation, molecular function: RNA polymerase II cis-regulatory region sequence-specific DNA binding; DNA-binding transcription factor activity, RNA polymerase II-specific; zinc ion binding.